This is a messenger RNA of Papaver somniferum (opium poppy), 540 nucleotides long. RefSeq names its product serine/threonine-protein kinase EDR1-like. Gene Ontology annotation, biological process: protein phosphorylation. Gene Ontology annotation, molecular function: protein kinase activity; ATP binding. The record is from RefSeq and is a predicted model, not a curated record. NCBI's taxonomy places the organism in Eukaryota, Viridiplantae, Streptophyta, Magnoliopsida, Ranunculales, Papaveraceae. The transcript has 6 exons. The annotation marks the transcript as partial.
GCUCAUGUGCGACUGUGUAUCACGGCCUAUGGUGUGGCUCCGUAUGUUCUCUUUUACAUGUUGGCAUUUUUCAUUUGUGGCAAUGGAAUGAACUAUGGGAGUUUAUUUCAGUUGCUUCGACGUAACCCUCCUGCAUUAAAUUGGAAACGGCGUGUUCUCAUGGCUUUGGACAUCGCACGAGGUAUGAAUUAUCUUCAUUGCUACAAUCCACUAAUCGUUCAUCGUGAUUUGAAGUCGUCAAAUCUGUUGGUUGAUAAUAACUGGAAUCUGAAGGUUGCGGAUUUUGGUCUCUCACGCCUCAAACAUGCAACCUUUUUGACAACAGAGAACGGGGAAGGAACGCCACAAUGGAUGGCUCCAGAGGUCAUACGCAGUGAGCCGGCAGAUGUGAAAUCUGAUGUGUAUAGCUUUGGAGUUGUAUUGUGGGAGCUUGCUACCCGAAAAGUUCCUUGGGAUGGUUUGAUCCCAAUGCAGGUGAUUGCUGCUGUAGGGUUCAUGGACCAACAACUUGAGAUCCCAGAAGAUACCGACCCACAAUAG